Molecule: messenger RNA, 1941 nt
Organism: Jaminaea rosea
Lineage: Eukaryota; Fungi; Basidiomycota; Exobasidiomycetes; Microstromatales
Product: alpha/beta-hydrolase
Exons: 7
Coding region: 1-1650 (549 amino acids)
Biological process (GO): proteolysis
Molecular function (GO): serine-type carboxypeptidase activity
Source: RefSeq, a predicted model, not a curated record
AUGCUCACAGCCCUCACAAAGCACUGGCGACUGGCGCUCGCCCUCCUCCCUCUUCUUUGCAUACCAGCGCUUAGCGUCAGCACGCAGCGUCCUGGCUUCGAUGCGGGCUGCUUCCGCUACGAUCAUACAUCGUUCGACAGUCACACCGAGUUCCAUCUCGUCCCCCGCAACAACGGCAAUGCCACUCACAAGGGCGCCCACCCUGUGACAAAGGGUCCACCUAGGCUCAGGCCCAAGUCUGACUUCCACGUCGAUGGCAAGCACCUCCCCGGCGUGUCUGAGGCCAUCGGUGAUGUCGGGGACAGCUGGGCUGGUCUCAUGCCUGUCAGCAAGGAUCCGAAGAAUAAGGCAAAAUAUUUCUUUUGGCUAUGGCCUCCUGCGGGGAAGGUAGGGAACGACACGCUGACCAUUUGGAUCAACGGCGGGCCAGGAUGCAGCUCCAUGACUGGGAUGCUGGAUGAGAAUGGACCUUUCAAUGUGCGCGGGACGCCAGAGAACAAGACCGUCGUGACGAGAAAUCCGCAUGGGUGGAACCAGGCGGGAUGGAUCGUCUACGUGGACCAGCCCGAGGGCACUGGCUUCUCGCGUACCGCCAAGCCCUCAGCGCGCAAUGAACGUGAUGUUGCCGUUGCCUUCUCCGGUUUCCUCGACAGCUUCUACGAGACCUUUACCGAGAUGAAAGGCAAGAAGCUUUACCUGACCGGCGAGUCCUACGCCGGCUACUACGUGCCCAACAUCGCGUCCUACAUUGUCGAGCAGGGCAACAAGUUUGGCUUGCAUGGCAUCGGAAUCAUUGACGGGGUGAUUAGCGACAUUAACUGGUACCUCGACAUCCCCGUCAUGCCCUACCUCCGCAAGUAUAACAAGCGCUACUUUGGCUUCCCGGAGAAGCUCAUGGCCGAAUUUGAGAAGAAUGUGACCGAGGUGCUGGGCCUCAAGGACUUUGUGAAGAAUAACCUCAAGUUCCCGGCCAUGAAGGGCCCCUUGCAUUGGCCAGAGAAGUUCUCCAAGACCAAAGAGAGCGUGUGGAGCAGCGUGCUGGAUCACCUCGACAAGUACAAGCCCUGCUUCAACAUCUACUUCAUCGGCGAGACGUGCCCGGACGUAUCCCAGCCCAUUGGCGGGCUGAAUCUCCCGCAGGGCCACUCCUGGCUGGAUCGCAAGCCCUUCAAGGCGGCCAUCCAUGUUAACGAGGGCAACACCACUUUCACGCAGUGCAGCGAAGAUCCCGUCUUCCUCGGCAACGGCGACUCGAGCAAGCCGCCGGAGGAGGAUGGAACGUUCGUAAAGGCCAUCCAGGGGGUCAACAAGACGUUCAUCUGGCACGGCGACUUGGACUUCAGGCUGCUAGCUGAUGGGAAUAUCCUGACGAUUCAGAACACGACGUGGCGCGGCCAGCAGGGCUUCCUCCACGAGCCGCGAGGUAUGCUCGCUGGCAGCAAGGGCGAGUGGCGUGGUACCUGGCACACGGAGCGUGGCUUGACUUGGAUCCGACCUGAGUAUGCCGGCCAUAUGAUCCCCAAUGAACAAGCUGACGACGACAUCAUGUGCUUCCGCCUCUCGCCCGCAGAGCAAGAGCCCGAACUUGCCCUGAAGAUUCACAAGGUUUUCCUCGAUCAGCUUCCUGAGACGGCUCUGGGCCACAAUUAGCGCCGGCGCAGGGCACUGACGAGACGUUUGUUGGCGGCAAGUUGGGAAAGUCGUGCCUGCCUAGCCUCGCUGUCACCGCUGGGCGCUUGCUUGUCCGCCCCCUCCUCGCUCCUUCCUCUUUACGUAUUCCCUCUUGACCUCCUCCUCCUCUUAGUCCUAUGGCCUUGUGCCUUCUUAUUUAUUCGCCAGCUUAUGCUAUUUGCUAUUCGCUGCUACCUGCACCAGCCUGCCUUGCGCCAGGAUCGCCCAGCAAACCCGCGCGGCCACCGCAUUGGUACGAUGGGCAGGAAU